Cylas formicarius (sweet potato weevil) is the source of this 2207-nucleotide messenger RNA. RefSeq names its product nose resistant to fluoxetine protein 6-like. The transcript has 13 exons. NCBI's taxonomy places the organism in Eukaryota, Metazoa, Arthropoda, Insecta, Coleoptera, Brentidae. Bases 53 to 2131 code for a protein of 692 amino acids. Gene Ontology annotation, molecular function: acyltransferase activity, transferring groups other than amino-acyl groups. The record is from RefSeq and is a predicted model, not a curated record.
GGCCACGUUGUUCGUGUUUUUCGCGUUCUUUCUUCUCGAAUCGUCGCUCGCUAUGGAAAGCCCGGCGAAGCUAAAUAUGAAACAGGGCUUGGCGAUGAACCAGGUGCUGGGAAUUUACGCCAUAACCAACGCCACCAACGAUUUGUGUAGGAAGCAAUCCGCGGGAUUUGCUCGAGCAUUGCGUGCCUUCGAACCGUGGGCUUUGAAAAUGUUUGAUUCCUCGUCUAAAUUGCAAUCGGGGAUACUCUACGGGAACCUUUUCGAAUUCGGCAGCUUCCGGCAGUGCUUGGAGAUAGACGAGACGACAAGAUUCGGCUCCAUCGCCGGAAAGCACUGCACCUUGAAGGUCUAUCCGGACACUCGCCUGAUCAAAAAGAUCCUCUCUUACAGAAACAUAUCGGAAAGAAGGUGGAGGAUAAUCAGCGGCUUGGUGCAAAACGCCACAUUGGAUUGGUCGGUGUGCAUUCCAGAGGCGUGUGGGGUUGAUGACGUGUUGUCCCAUUUCCGAAAGUUGAUCGAAGUGUUAACUGAAGGUUUGAACGUGACUGUUGGUUUGACAGAAGGAAACUGUUACACAAAAUGCGACUGGGCGUCAAUCAGCGGCACGGAAAUCAGCAUUUUCAUGGGAUUUGGCGUGUAUGCCCUGACUGUGGGAGUCAUAACGACAUACGAUUUUCGUUUUCCAACCGAUGAAAACAAUAACUACGUUGUCAAGACAUUUUCCGCUAGGCAGAACACCAAACGGAUAUUCGCCAGAGCAAAAGGCACCUCCGACCUAGAUUGUAUACACGGAAUAAGGGUCAUGAGCACUUGUUACGUAAUUAUAGGGCACCGAUUUCUUAUGGUGAUGUUUUACCCUGUGAUCAACAGUCUGCAUAUUAUUGAGGUACGUGUUGUGUCCAAUCAACUGCAGCCGCAUACGGGGUGUUGUAUGAUGACGUGGGAUCAAUUUAUGAGAGAAUCGUGGGUACUGUAUUACCGAAGCACGGCCAUCACCGGAGGAACAUUAUGCGUGGACACGUUCUUCAUGAUCAGCGGCACCCUGGUCAGUUUGGGUUACUUCACCCAAGCGUCCAAAGGAAGUACGAACUGGUUGGUCUUUUACCUCUACCGCUACCUUCGUAUCAGCGUUCCACUGGCAAUCGUGGUACUGUGGUACGCCACCCUGAUGCACCUCUUCGGCUCCGGUCCCUUAUGGAACGACAUGUUGCAACAGGUUCAAAAGCCGUGCCAGGAAUAUUGGUGGGCCACUAUCACCCACGUGCAAAACUACGUGCACCCAUUUCCGUUGUGUAUGGUGCAGGCGUGGUAUCUGACUUGCGACAUGCAAUAUUACUUUUUGUCCCCCGCUGUCCUGUUACCGCUGGACAAGUUUCCGAUGCUGGGAUACGCGAAUCUAGCUUUGAUUUAUUCGAUAUCGAUAGCGGUGAAUUUUUAUUUGGCUUGGAUCAAUAAGUACAACGGAGGCGUUCCUAUAACAAAUCACCUGUUCUCGACUAAAUUUUUUCAACAUUAUUAUAUAAGUCCGCAUACCAGGGUAUCGCCCUACCUGAUCGGCUUGGGAUUGGGCUACGCCCUACACAAAACGCGGGACAAGCGUUUGAAAAUUAGCACCGGAAUGGCUCUCGUUGGCUGGUCAUUAUGUUUUGCGACGAUGCUAGCGUCGCUCGUAGGUUGUCACGUGUUUUUCGUGGAAGAACAUGACUACGACAGGAUCGAGAGUUCUUUGUUCUUGGCCGUUUCCAGAUCGUCAUGGACCCUCGGAGUACUCUGGAUGGUAUGGGCCUGCGUUAACGGCUCCGGAGGACCGAUCAAUUACGUGUUAUCGCUUCACGUUUUUCGCGUGGUUGGCAGGAUCAGCUACGGAAUGUACCUGCUACACAUGCUGCUGCAAUUUACGAUGAGCGGGGCUGCAAAAAUGCCCGGCUACUUUUCCGACUUCUACGCGAUAUUCGCAGCGUUGGGUGAUGUGUGCGUCAUGCUCUUUGCAGGAUUCCUGUUUACGAUUUUGUUCGAAUCGCCGCUACAUCAGACGUUGAUGUACGCAUUGAAACGAAACGGAGACAGCGACGUAGCAAAAGUGAAACCCCUUCAGAGAGCGAUUGCAAAGUCUAAUGGUUGGCAUCCUUAAUAUCCAAGGUAAUAAAAAAAGCUAAUAAAACUGACAAUUUCAUCUGUAUUACUACUGAAUAAACGUAUGCAACUUU